AGCUGACCUUGAGGCUUCUGUCGGCUGGCAGCUCAGUAAACAUUACAACCUCGACGAAUACAAGCACGGGAAAAUAAGUGUUUUUAAGGGGAUUCGGUGCGUGAUUUGUUGCAUUUUGAAUCAUGUUGAAGCUGUAUUUUGAUUUGUUGUCUCAGCCAUCGAGAGCGGCUUAUAUUUUCCUGAAGAAAGCGAAGAUUCCCUUCCAGCCUCAGCCUGUUGCCUUACGGAAGGGUGAGCACAAGACCGAGGAAUAUGCAGCCAUCAACCCUUUCCAGCUUGUCCCUGCAAUUGACGAUAAUGGAUUCAAGCUCAUUCACAGCGUCGCCAUUUUGCGGUACUUGUGUCGAGAGCACAAAGCCGACCAUUGGUACCCCAGUGAUUCAAAGGCACAGGCACGUGUUGAUGAAUACCUUGAGUGGCAGCAUGUGAACACCCGAAUGCAAUGUGCAAUGUUCUUCCAGCAUAAGUUCCUGCGACCAAAGAUGCUUGGGAUGCCAGUGAAUGAAAAGAAAGUUGCAGAGUUCCAGGAACGAAUGGAAAUCGUGCUGGAUCAGCUGGAAACUAUUUGGCUGAAGGAUCACCCAUUUAUUGCGGGAGAUCACGUAACCAUUGCUGAUUUAGUGGCCGCUUGUGAACUGGAGCAACCAAGUAUGGCUGGUUAUGAUGUGUGUAAAGGAAGGCCUAACCUAACUGCCUGGUUCAAACGCGUCAGAGAUUCAUUCCAGCCACACUAUGAUGAAGCACACAUGAUGGUGUACCGUGUCAAGGAUAAAUUUGGCGGCAAUCCAGCGAAAUCAAACCUCUAACAUGAAUGAUGGUGUUUAUAGUUUUAGAGGCAGUUCCAUAUAUAAGAUAGGCCAUGAAGUGUUUUUUUCUUUGCUGAAAGAAAUAUUAUGGGAGUUUAAUUAGUAUGUAGCCAGAGGCAAAUUAUUGGUAUGAAUACUUAUUAUAAGUUAAAGACUGGUGCUGUUGUGUAGUGAAAAAUGUUAUGUCAUGAAUAUAAUUUGAACAUUUAUUUUAGAUACUAGCUUGGCAUAAAUGUAGUUUGUAGUUAUGUUGUUUCCAUAUGUUUCAUCCCUUUGUCAAAACUAACUCCUAAUAAAUAGAAACAAGCUUUUGAUAUAACAGUUGACUGCACACAUCUUGUGAUUAUAUUUGCAAAUGUAUAGAACAAAUAUUGCAUAUGUUACUGACACCCAAGAUGCAGUUACAGUAGUUUAUAUUUUUAUAUGUGAAUUGUUUCAUGAGCAUUUUAUAAAUUAGUAUUUGUGACUAACAAAUAUUAGGUAACAAAGACAUUAUAAUUGUUAACUGGAUUUUUGAAAUGAACAUAGCAGAAUGGA
Molecule: messenger RNA, 1343 nt
Organism: Penaeus chinensis
Lineage: Eukaryota; Metazoa; Arthropoda; Malacostraca; Decapoda; Penaeidae
Product: glutathione S-transferase theta-1-like
Exons: 5
Coding region: 123-806 (227 amino acids)
Biological process (GO): glutathione metabolic process
Cellular component (GO): cytoplasm
Molecular function (GO): glutathione transferase activity
Source: RefSeq, a predicted model, not a curated record